AUGGACAGUGGGAUGAGCGCAUCCUCAGCAGGUCUGCUGAUGACACCAAGCUCUGUGAGACGUGGAGCAAUUUCCUAUGACAGCUCUGAUCAGACUGCAUUGUACAUUCGUAUGCUAGGAGAUGUGCGAGUAAGAAGUCGGGCAGGAUUUGAAACAGAGAGAAGAGGUUCUCAUCCAUACAUUGAUUUCCGUUUUUUUCACUCUAAUUCUGAAAUCGAGGUGUCUGUGUCUGCAAGAAAUGUGAGAAGGUUGCUUAGUUUCCAGCGAUACCUGAGAUCUUCCCGUUUUUUCCGUGGUAUCACUGUUCCAAAUUCUUCAAACAUUUUAGAUGAUGAUUAUAACGGACAAGCAAAGUGUAUGCUGGAGAAGGUUGGAAAUUGGAAUUUUGAUAUUUUUCUUUUUGAUAGACUGACAAAUGGAAACAGUCUAGUCAGCUUAACCUUUCAUCUGUUUAAUCUUCAUGGACUAAUUCAACACUUCCAGUUAGAUACGAUGAAACUUCGUAGAUUUUUGGUGAUGGUUCAAGAAGAUUACCACAGUCAAAACCCUUAUCAUAACGCAGUUCAUGCUGCUGAUGUGACUCAGGCCAUGCACUGUUACUUAAAAGAGCCCAAGCUUUCCAAAUCUUUAACUCCAUGGGAUGUUCUGCUCAGUUUAAUAGCAGCUGCCACACAUGAUUUGGAUCACCCAGGGGUUAACCAACCUUUCCUAAUUAAAACAAACCAUUACUUAGCAACUUUAUAUAAGAAUACCUCAGUAUUAGAAAACCAUCACUGGAGAUCAGCAGUGGGGUUGCUGAGAGAGUCUGGUUUAUUUGCACAUAUGUCAUUAGAAAACAGGCAGCUGAUGGAAAGCCAGAUAGGUGAUCUCAUUCUUGCCACAGAUAUCAGUCAGCAAAAUGAGUAUCUGUCUAUGUUUCGAUCCCAUUUGGAUAGAGGAGACCUAUGUUUAGAGAAUGCAAACCAUCGUCACUUCAUUUUACAGAUGGCUUUGAAGUGUGCUGAUAUUUGUAAUCCAUGUCGGACGUGGGAGCUGAGUAAGCAGUGGAGUGAAAAAGUAACAGAGGAGUUCUUCCAUCAAGGAGAUAUUGAAAAAAAAUAUCACUUGGGUGUGAGUCCACUUUGUGACCGACAGACGGAAACCAUCGCCAACAUCCAGAUUGGUUUUAUGACCUACUUAGUGGAACCACUGUUUGGGGAAUGGGCCCGGUUUUCAAACACCAGGCUGUCGCAGACAAUGCUUGGCCACCUGGGUCUGAACAAGGCUAGCUGGAAGGGAGUGCAGAGGGACCAGUCUGGCAGCGGUGACGAUGUUGACCCCGCUUUUGAGGAAAUGGACUCUGACAUAUUACCUCAGGAACCUCGAUUGUCCUGACCUCAGUCUUCAUGACAAAACUGCCUUUUUUCUUGGUAUCUGCAUGGUUGGAUUAAAGGAGACACUUGCCAGCCC
This is a messenger RNA of Leptosomus discolor (cuckoo roller), 1449 nucleotides long. Lineage: Eukaryota; Metazoa; Chordata; Aves; Leptosomiformes; Leptosomidae. The record is from RefSeq and is a predicted model, not a curated record.